This is a messenger RNA of Jatropha curcas, 1387 nucleotides long. Its product is annotated as Dof-type zinc finger DNA-binding family protein. Gene Ontology annotation, molecular function: DNA-binding transcription factor activity; DNA binding. NCBI's taxonomy places the organism in Eukaryota, Viridiplantae, Streptophyta, Magnoliopsida, Malpighiales, Euphorbiaceae. The record is from RefSeq and is a predicted model, not a curated record. Gene Ontology annotation, biological process: regulation of DNA-templated transcription.
UAUUUAAGACAGAACGAUAGUCCACUCAGAAAUAGAUUUAGUACAGUCAGUCAACAGAAACAGCAAACCAAUUUGGAAACACAAACACUGAAUCGUCCCUUUGGAGUAAAGCUUCAAGUAACUUAAGUAUAAUGGGGGUAGCCAAGCCAAGCCACGCGUCGAGCCGUCAUAUAACAUUGAACAGAGCACAACCCACCGCCUGUGGAAGCUCCUCCUUUAAAAAAUCUACACAUUAGUAUUAUCUCUUUCCAACACAAACCCCAAACAUAAAGUCCUCCUUUCCUUCGCUGCUUCCAGAAUAUUUCUCUUUCUCUCAGCCCCAACAAAAAUGCCAUCCGAAUCCGGCGAUAAGCGUCCAGCCCGAUCACAGCUACAACCUCCAAAGUUGGCUGAGCCACUUCCUUGCCCUAGGUGCAGCUCCACCAACACCAAGUUCUGCUACUACAACAACUAUAAUCUUUCUCAGCCUCGUCAUUUCUGCAAGGGUUGUCGCCGCUACUGGACCCACGGCGGAACACUUCGUAACGUCCCUGUUGGUGGUGGUACCCGCAAAAACUCCAAGCGCUCUCGCCCUUCCACUUGCUCUACAUCCACUUCCUCUUCUUCCACCAAUACCUCUACUUCUACGUUAUCCACUCUGACCCAUGAGCCCGACUCCUUACCCGUUACUACUAAUCCUGACUCGGCGUUGCCUCAUGUCCUGAAAAGUGAGAACUCGGAUAAUCUAAAUCUGAAUGAGAACCUCCCGCUCCCUGUAAAUGAAAAUGGAAACUUUAUUUCGCUGCUUAACUCGCAGCAGGGACCAGGGUUCAUGGGGAUGGUAGGGUACGGAGCGGGUUUUGGAUACGGGUUAUGUGAAGUAGGAGUUGGUUUUGGAGGAAGAGGGAAUUGGUCUUAUCCUGGAAUGGGUUAUGUGAAUGGAGGUAAUGGCGGUGGUAUGGAAGGAGGUAAUCCUGGGUGCAACACGUGGCAGGUGAGUGAUGUUGAAGGAGGUGGGUUGGUGGAUGGAGAAUGCUUUUGUUGGCCUGGUUUGGCAAUUUCCACAGCAGGAAAGAGUUUGAAGUGAUUGGGUUUUUUUUUUUCCAUUUCGAGGGAAAGGAGUUCGACGAAAGCUUUUUCUGUUUUUUGUAUGUCGUCUUUAGCUUUAAUUGCAGGUUCUAUGUCAGUUUCGGUUGUCGUUUUCUUUUGGGUUGGUAUAGAUAGGAAUAUAGAAUAGAAUAUGACUCGGAUCAAAAUUUUCGGGUGGAUUAGUGCUUUCUGUGUCUUUUUUUAGGGUUUUGCUGCUCUGAUGGCUCUGUAAAGCUUUUGGGUUUUUGCUUGAACACACCUGUGGCAAUGGAAGAAGAAAGAAAGAAAAAAGAUUAAAUUUUAUUCUUUUAUUUUUUUA